UGCGGCACCGAGACGAUGAGGUUCUUGCUGCUCCUGCUCAUGGCGGCGGCGGCGCUGCGGGGCGAGGCCUCGGCCGACACGGGCGGCGUGCCGGGCAAGCGGCUCAAGAUGCAGUACGCCACGGGGCCGCUGCUCAAGUUCCAGAUCUGUGUUUCCUGAGGGUACAGGCGGGUGUUUGAGGAGUACAUGCGGGUUAUUAGCCAGCGGUACCCAGACAUCCGCAUAGAAGGAGAGAAUUACCUCCCUCAACCAAUAUAUAGACACAUAGCAUCUUUCCUGUCAGUCUUCAAACUAGUAUUAAUAGGCUUAAUAAUUGUUGGCAAGGAUCCUUUUGCUUUCUUUGGCAUGCAGGCUCCAAGCAUCUGGCAGUGGGGCCAAGAAAAUAAGGUCUAUGCGUGUAUGAUGGUUUUCUUCCUAAGUAAUAUGAUUGAGAACCAGUGUAUGUCAACAGGUGCAUUUGAAAUAACGCUAAAUGAUGUACCGGUAUGGUCAAAGCUGGAAUCUGGUCACCUUCCAUCCAUGCAGCAGCUUGUUCAAAUUCUUGACAACGAGAUGAAACUCAACGUGCACAUGGAUUCAAUCCCACAUCAUUGAUCGUAGCCCCAUCUUUCAGCCCUGAAAACUCUUUUGCAUUAAUGGAUUUUUGCAAGAGCAGCGUGGUUGGCGCCAAUGAAGGCCUGUACUGAAGACAGCGUGCUGUUAGUACAGACCAGAUACUUAUUUGCAGCCUCGUUGAACUUCUUGGAAAACCUCAAUGCAAGACAGUCUUUCAGUGUUGGCAUGUUUUGGAAUACUGCACAUUCAUGGAGUGCAAUAAUACUGUAUAGUUAUAUUUUUUUUAAAGGGUUAAUUCAGCCAGUUAAUUGUUUUAAAAUGCAGGCAUUACUACUUGUAACUUUAUUUCUUAGUCAUGUUUGGGGGGGGGGGAGUGGCAAAUUGAGUUAAUAUCUGAUUUUUUUUUCCUUGAAAGGUGUCUGUUACAUCUGUUGUGAUUUUAUAUGAAUUUAUGUUCUUUUUGUAGUUUAAAAUGGGUAUUUGGGAAAAUAGCUGAUAUUCCCAAGUACUUUACAAAGUCUGUCAAACAUCUCUAAUUUGGUUAUGUCCUGUUUGUAUGGUUUUCAAAAUAUUGCAAAUUGUGAACAGUGCAUUAUACUAGAUUAUGAAAAAAAAAACUAUAUCCUGAGUACAAUACCAUUUUGUGAUUACAGGAGAACUACUAAAAGACCAACCGCUUUUUAAAUCCUGUUGUCUAGCUCAAAUGUCUUGCCUUGACCAGUCUAAUGAAUUGAUUAACUGGGCCUUUAUACUUAUCCUAAAUAUAAAACUAAGCAAAUUUAAGUUAAAUAAAAAGUUUUCAUUUCCUGUGUAA
This is a messenger RNA of Vombatus ursinus (common wombat), 1369 nucleotides long. It is a transcript of the gene SELENOT, whose product is annotated as selenoprotein T. Gene Ontology annotation, cellular component: endoplasmic reticulum membrane. Gene Ontology annotation, biological process: cell redox homeostasis. Gene Ontology annotation, molecular function: thioredoxin-disulfide reductase (NADPH) activity. The transcript is spliced from 6 exons. The record is from RefSeq and is a predicted model, not a curated record. Lineage: Eukaryota; Metazoa; Chordata; Mammalia; Diprotodontia; Vombatidae.